AUGGCAUACUCAAAACGCGCCAAAAAAGUCACUGAUGCUCGCGAUCUCAUAAGCAAUGCUCUGGAUAAGGUCGAUAAUGAGGAUGGAAUUGUAUCCAUACAUCUUCCUGCAUUGCGACGGCUCUUUGAUCAUACUCAAGACGACGCCGAAGCCGCGCUGAGGAAGGAAGUCGACGAGGAGCGCGUUCGAGAAGUCAAGGCGAAAGUCCAACGCGCUACUGCGUCCAUCUGGUUGAUAGCGCCUGAUGUCGCCUAUGAUAUACUAGCCUCGGGGAAGGGACUGCUCCAACUUGCACCUAUCCCGGGUUUGGAUGCGGUCGGUUCCAUAUUGUUGAAUAUCUGGGAUGCUGCUCGUUUGAUCAAAGCAAAUCGGAAGGCCUGUCUGCGACUGACUGAGCGUUGCGCAACCAUGAUUAUCACCGUGCACGCGCGCGUGCGAGAUGCUGGAGGCGAGGUUCAGGCCGUACUAGAGGGACCGCUACAAGGUCUGCACAGCGCGUUCAACAAUGUCCUUGACUUCCUGCUACGUAUGAAGGACAUGAAUGUCUUGCGAAGCCUCAUACAGCGUAAUGAAGAUCGCGACGACAUCGCCAGAUGCAAUUCGGAUCUUGUGUAUGCUAUGAAUUUGUUCCAAGUUGAAGUCAGCAUUGUACACAUCGGGGAGACGAGAAGACAGGACACACGGGAUCGUGACGAUGAUCGUGAAGACUUGCGAGAGUGCUUACACGAGGCGUUGCAGAGAGGUGACGAUAGCGCAGUCUUGGAAAUUCUAGGAGUAGAUCACGCGGAAAAGGCCGAGAUGAUCGUCAAAGUUCUUGGACGCCUUCUUUGGCCCGAAGCAGCUGGUCCAGCUGUCACGAUUAGAUCUGGAUCACGACGAUAUCCCGGUGUGACGUCUUUCGUGGAUGAUUAUGAUGAUCAUCCCCUCCCCGAUCUGGACGAUCUUGAGCGCGAAUUCUUGACGGCAAGCGUCGAAGCGCUUACACGUUUAAGUCAGAGGUCCCAAACCGAACCUCUUACAAUGGCGAUCUCGCACGAUGAGGUGAAGAAGUCCGCUCAGAUUGGUCGCGGUGCUUUCAGUAUAGUCUACAAGGGCGCAUAUCGAGGACGUGUCGUUGCGAUCAAGGAGCUUAACGCGAAUAUCUCGCGCGAGCUCUUCGUCAAAGAACUUAUGAUAUGUAUGAACGUCCAGCACCCGCAUGUUAUACCCUUCAUUGGCACGAGCUCAUCAAAUUGCCCUCGUCCGUGGUUCAUUAUCACUCCUUACUACCGGAACGGAAACCUCGUUCGCUAUCUGAAAGGAAUCCCAGCUGGUGUACCAAUUGAUGUGACUCAGAUGAUGCUGGACAUCGCCCAGGCAAUGCAAUAUUUGCACGGGAGAGGUAUCAAGCAUGGCGACCUCAAGGCCUUGAACGUCCUGGUCAACAACGAUUCACGAUGCAUUGUGGCGGAUUUUGGGCAGUCUCAGGCUAGGUUCGAAACAUCCCUCGCCACGAUCACGGAUCGGGGCUUGUCUAUAUCUCGUGCAGGCGGAACUUUGAUGUGGCUGGCUCCCGAGGCCUUGUCAGGGUUGAUCACGGACCUCACCAAGCCAGUUGAUAUCUACGCGUUUGCGAUAGUAUGCGUGGAAAUUCUGAAACGGGGUGAUCCUCCUUGGGGAUCUUUAGCCGGGAACACCGAACUUUUGACUAAUCUUGUAUGCGUGCAAAAGAAAAGGCCACCUCUACCAGCACCGUAUGACAAUCCUUCGAACGACUCUCCGAUUGCUGGUAUUAUCAAGGCAGCUUGGGAUGGCAUCCCCGAAAAACGGCCUUCGUUUCGCAAAAUCGUAAAUGUGUUGGCAAAUUCCUACGGAAGGGAAUCACAUUUCCGCGCAACAGAUACGAGUCCAAUGCCGUCUGUAACGCAGCAUCAAGCGCCCGCUGCUCACUUCUGGCGGGCCGUUCCAGCACGCGCAAGACGGCGUGAGGCCUCUGCACUUCAGAACCAGGAGAAGCAACUGCUACAGUCGCCCACAAGCACUUCAACGGACAAACACGCGUCUCCGGCGUCUCGCCCUGGUCCGGGGAUUCUCGGGAACGGCGCUAAUGAUGCGUUGUCGUCUUCGGGGAGUCUCGCUGUACCGGGUAGUCCACUCGCCGUACAUGGGUCUGUACAUGUUGCAAGUUCAAGCAGUAGGAAGACACGAAAAGUUAUGCAGUGGUUUCUUUCACGGCCGAAGGGCGCUGGCAAGCUGGCCAACGACGAUUUGUCGGCGAAUACAGCAGCACUUCGCGGCGCGAGCUACGCCAGCGUCACCCCACGUUCUGAACAGGAUACUUAUUUGGGUACCUCGGCCCUGGACGCCGGCACCGCGCCCGAAGCGCCCAAGAUGGACAACGGGAUGAAAUUGCAUCACGGUGCGGUGGACCAGACGGCUAUCACGUCCGAAGCGCCCCCGCUCGUGAUAGCACGCGUACGCGCUGCGCUCGCAUCGCUCGGCAUUGAUAAUCAGGAUAUUCGGGAGUAUAGGAUUGAGUGUACGAGGCUGAAAAGAAAGCCUAUAGCGGUAAGGAGCGCGGCUGGUCAGGGUGCCGAUAGAAAGACGGAGUUGCCAGUUCCUGAGCAGGGGAGUGGUCAAGUUGUGAAUGGCUCGGUGGACUCUUCAGCGAAUGGGACGUCCCUUGUGGACUCCAGCACCGCCUAUGGUGAUCCUUCCACGGAUGUUGGCGACGAAGUUCGCUUUGAAAUUGAACUUACUCGCAUCGCUCGCUUGGCCGGGACAUACUCUCUCGAUUUCCGCCGGGUGAGAGGUAACCUGAGUAGCUACAGGUUCCUGUGCACUACCAUCAAAGACCGCGUUGCUCUGCAACGAUAG
Messenger RNA from Peniophora sp. CBMAI 1063, 2856 nucleotides. The record is from the annotation of a GenBank genome assembly. NCBI's taxonomy places the organism in Eukaryota, Fungi, Basidiomycota, Agaricomycetes, Russulales, Peniophoraceae.